GUGGCUGCGUUCCGUAAAAUGCACAUCUGCGCAUAUGCGCACAUAUGCGCUCAAAAUAUCGUUUCUCUAUAGCGCAAUAUGCACGCAGUGGCUAUGCUGUCUAUAAAACGUCGCUACGUUACGAACUUGGCUUUAACAAACUGCGCACAUAAACUGCUUCAAAUCCGAGGUAGAGGCAGAUUCCUAACCUAUAAAAGAUUCAAUAUUUUUUCAUUGAAUAAAAAAAAACUUUAAAAGAUUUACCAAGUAAUGAAGAAAAAACUGUGUCAUUUUGGUCUGUGAGUGAUACUCGUCUUCUUCUCCAUUUAUUUCAACAAAAAGAAAAUGACUUAAAAGAAGGACAUGGUAGACAGGGGCAAUUUUGGGAAAUAAUUGCCAAGGAAAUAAAUACAAUCAAUCCUACUUUAAGAAAAACAGUAAUUCAAUGCAGCAAUAAGCUUGCUUCUUUAAAAUGUACUUACAAAAAUAUAAAAGAUAUUACAACAAGAAAUCUGGGAAUAAUCGAAAAACUUGGGCCUUUUACAAAGACAUGGAUGAAAUUUUUGGGAAUUGGGCAUGUGCUACUCCAAAAUAUCUGGCAGAAGUUUCCAGUGGAUUGUCAUCUUCUUCAAGUGAACUUUCAAAUAGUUCAUCAUCAUUAACAUCUUCGACAGAACCUAAGAGAAAAAGAAAGUCUCUUUUACAGGAUCUAAUGAAUGAAACAAGAACUCAUUAUGAAGAAAGAAAAACACGAGAUAAGAAAAAACUUAAAAUGUUUGGCCAAUUUAGAAAAGAAAGACUAAAAAUGCACGAGGAAAAAAUGACUGUACAGAAACAGUUGUUGCAAGUAAUGACGCAAAUAUACUCAAUAAAGAAUACAGACAAUGAAUAGUUAACGGGGACAUUAAUGUUAAGUAUAUUUCAUUUUCUUGCUAUUUCAUAAAAUAUAUAUGUGAUAUGGUUUCAUUUAAACAUAUAUUAAAACGAUUAUAUUAAAAGUUACAUAUAUAUAAUUACACGUUUAAUAUUAACAUAAUUUAUGUUUUUGAGAUUUAAAGAAUAUAAUAUGUAAUUGAUUAAAUGAAAGUAAAUAUUUUAUUUGUUGUUGGUAAUUAAUAGUUUGGCAAAUGUAUCUACUAUAAGGCAGGUUUUUAUUUCUUUAUAAGAUUUGUCUGUGUACAACAUAAUUUUAAUUUAAUAAUUGUGAUUAUUUAGUUUUAUAUAUGUGUAGUACAAUAUUACCACAAACAAAAAUUUAGUAUAAGAUAAAACUGUGAUGUUGAAUUGCAAUCGUUUCCAAAAAUAUGUAACGAUGCAUAUCGUUACGUAAUAAUAACAACGCAAGCCGAACACCGCGAACCG
Odontomachus brunneus is the source of this 1341-nucleotide messenger RNA. RefSeq lists its product as uncharacterized. NCBI's taxonomy places the organism in Eukaryota, Metazoa, Arthropoda, Insecta, Hymenoptera, Formicidae. The transcript is spliced from 3 exons. The record is from RefSeq and is a predicted model, not a curated record. The coding region runs from base 452 to 871 and encodes 139 amino acids.